CAUGGUCUCAAUGGCAGCGACUGGUACGCCUGCCCGUUCUCGGCGGGAGCCGGCGGGUCGCUCCCCGCCGCAGGACAAGUAUUCGGUGCUUUUACCCACCUACAACGAGCGCGAGAACCUACCUCUCAUCGUGUGGCUGCUGGUGAAAAACUUCUCCGAGAGUGGAUUCAACUAUGAAAUUAUAAUCAUAGAUGAUGGAAGCCCAGAUGGAACAAGGGAUGUUGCUGAACAGUUGGAAAAGAUCUAUGGAUCAGACAAAAUUCUUCUAAGACCGCGGGAGAAAAAGUUGGGACUCGGAACUGCAUAUAUUCAUGGAAUGAAACAUGCCACAGGAAACUAUAUAAUUAUUAUGGAUGCUGAUCUCUCACACCAUCCAAAGUUUAUUCCUGAAUUCAUUAGAAAACAAAAGGAGGGUAAUUUUGAUAUUGUCUCUGGAACUCGCUACAAAGGAAAUGGAGGUGUAUAUGGCUGGGACUUGAAAAGAAAAAUAAUCAGCCGUGGGGCCAAUUUUAUAACUCAGAUUUUGCUGAGACCAGGAGCAUCUGAUUUAACGGGAAGCUUCAGAUUGUACAAAAAAGAAGUUCUACAGAAGUUAAUAGAAAAAUGUGUUUCUAAAGGCUACGUCUUCCAGAUGGAGAUGAUUGUUCGAGCAAGGCAACUGAAUUACACUGUUGGUGAGGUUCCAAUAUCAUUUGUGGAUCGUCUUUAUGGUGAAUCCAAGUUGGGAGGAAACGAAAUAGUCUCUUUCUUGAAAGGAUUAUUGACUCUCUUUGCUACUACAUAAAAGAAAGUUACUCAUUUCUGCUUCCCAUGUUCAUUUCAGUUGAAAUAUAAAAGGAGUCCUCUUACUGAAUGUUAUAACAUGUUCUCUUAGAGCAUAAACCAUAAGGUAAGGUAAAUUUUAUACAAAUACGUUGUCUGCAGAAACUCCAUUUUUUACUUCAAUCUACAUUUUAAAAUUGAGCAUUGCUCUCAAUUUGCAUUUAUAUUUUGCUGUAUUAAGACCUGUAAAUAAAUGCACAUGGGUUUUUGUAUUAAAUGUUGUUGGUUUCUUU
Molecule: messenger RNA, 1055 nt
Organism: Chinchilla lanigera (long-tailed chinchilla)
Lineage: Eukaryota; Metazoa; Chordata; Mammalia; Rodentia; Chinchillidae
Gene: Dpm1
Product: dolichyl-phosphate mannosyltransferase polypeptide 1, catalytic subunit
Exons: 9
Coding region: 2-784 (260 amino acids)
Biological process (GO): protein O-linked glycosylation via mannose; GPI anchor biosynthetic process
Cellular component (GO): endoplasmic reticulum membrane
Molecular function (GO): dolichyl-phosphate beta-D-mannosyltransferase activity
Source: RefSeq, a predicted model, not a curated record